Messenger RNA from Morchella importuna, 1455 nucleotides. RefSeq lists its product as uncharacterized. Bases 1 to 1455 code for a protein of 484 amino acids. Gene Ontology annotation, biological process: farnesyl diphosphate metabolic process; ergosterol biosynthetic process. NCBI's taxonomy places the organism in Eukaryota, Fungi, Ascomycota, Pezizomycetes, Pezizales, Morchellaceae. The record is from RefSeq and is a predicted model, not a curated record. Gene Ontology annotation, cellular component: endoplasmic reticulum membrane. Gene Ontology annotation, molecular function: squalene synthase [NAD(P)H] activity. The transcript has 4 exons.
AUGGUGAAGACGUCGACUCUCCUGCACUAUGCUUGCCACCCCAAUCAGUUGAGGGCAAUCAUUCAAUGGAAAGUUUGGCACACUCCUCUCCAUGAGCGAGAUGAAGAAAAGGAAUCUCCAUCUCUCAAGCGAUGCUUCGAAUUCCUGGAUCUCACUUCCCGUUCCUUCAGCGCGGUGAUCCAAGAGCUCUGCCCGGAACUUUGCGUUUCGGUCGCUCUCUUCUACCUUAUCCUACGUGGUCUUGACACUAUUGAAGAUGACAUGACAAUUGCGCUAUCAGAGAAGGAGCCUCUUUUACGAUCAUUCGACGAGGUUCUCGAUAAGCAGGGGUGGAAUUACAAAGGCAAUGGCCCUAAUGAAAAAGAUAGGCAGCUUUGUGUCGAAUUCGAUGUUGUGAUCAAGGAAUUUGCCCUCAUACCCGAGCCUCACCGGGUGAUUAUCAAGGACAUUACAAAAAAGAUGGGGAACGGUAUGGCCGAUUAUGCCAACAACGCUGAACACAACGUUAACGGUGUCAACACCGUCGCCGAUUAUGAUCUAUACUGUCACUACGUUGCCGGGCUUGUCGGGGAGGGUUUGACCCGUCUUUUCGUCGCCUCCGAGAAGGCCAACAAGGCACUUCUUGACCGCCCCCAUCUUUCAAACGCGAUGGGACUGUUCCUUCAAAAGACGAACAUUAUCCGUGAUUACGCAGAAGACCUUGCAGAUGGACGCAGGUUCUGGCCGAAAGAGAUCUGGAGUAAAUAUAUCGCAACUUAUAGCGAGUUUCCUAAGCCCGAGAAUGAAGAAGCAGCGCUCAACUGUAUCUCUGAAAUGUGUCUGAAUGCGCUCAGCCACGCCGAUGAGUGUCUCUUCUAUUUGGCCGGUAUUCGAGAACAGAGUGUAUUCAACUUUGCGGCUAUCCCGCAGGUCAUGGCUAUUGCGACGCUUUCUUUAGUUUUCAGGAACAAGGACGUAUAUCACAAAAAUGUUAAAAUUGCAAAAGGGGAGGCAUGUGAGUUGAUGCUGGAAGUUGGGAACUUAAGGACUGUGUGCGAGGUCUUCCGAAAGUACCUGAAGGUCAUCCACAAGAAAAACACGCCCAAAGACCCUAACUUCCUCAAAAUUAGCGCAGCUUGCGGAAAGGUUGAGCAAUUCAUAGAAUCAAUCUUCCCUACUCCCAAGGGGGAUGAUGAGAUUGCAAACCACAGGCAGCAGGAAGCAACUGGUGAGACACCAGAGCAGGCCGCAGAAGCGAAGAAGGAGAUCUUCCUGUUAAUUGCAGCUAUUGUUGCAACUCUAUUUGUUAUAUCUGCUAUCAUGGUCGGUAUCGCCUGGAUGCUUGGUGCGCGAUUCGACAUUGCCUUCCAGGAGCUCAUGAAUGGCAACUUUAAACCGAACGCGGUUAGCUCAGCCGUCACGUCUGCCGUAACCUCGGCCGUUACUUCAAUAGCGCCAGAGCAUGUCGAGCUGUAA